This is a messenger RNA of Pungitius pungitius (ninespine stickleback), 1327 nucleotides long. RefSeq lists its product as uncharacterized. Bases 49 to 948 code for a protein of 299 amino acids. Lineage: Eukaryota; Metazoa; Chordata; Actinopteri; Perciformes; Gasterosteidae. The transcript is spliced from 8 exons. The record is from RefSeq and is a predicted model, not a curated record.
AAACAUUCUUCACUUCCUGGUUUCAUCGCCUCGCUUCCAUUCUGCAGAAUGAGGUCGUGCUUCGUGCUUCUCGUUGUUUCUCUGCUGACAUCAUGUGAAGCACAAGGAACCAUUGAGACUCCUGUGUUUGUGCUGAAGGGACGUGAUCUGCUCCUGGAUCUUCAUGCUAAUCCUCCUGAGGGUUUUUCAUAUGUUGACUGGAAAAUCAAUAAAACAGCCCAGUUAGUAAGAUUUGGUCCUAGUGGAAAAGCAACGGUCCUUCAUAGUGUCUCUGUAAGGUUUGAGUUUCCUGAGAAAAACUUCUCUGUGAUAUUGAAAAAUCUCCAAGAGGCCGACAGUGGAGUUUAUUCUGCUGUAGCAUUAACACCUACAGGAGACAAACUAGUAGCUGAGUACAAGGUCACAGUUCAAGAACCAGUGUCUCCAGUUGAACUGACCGUGGACCGAGUGGACUCCAUGAGCUCAGAGUCAUGUGACCUCCAUGUGACCUGCAGGACUCACAACUCUGACAUCAGCAGCACUUUCAGAUGUGUCGACCGGGUCUGCAGUCAGGAGGGUGGAGAGCGAUCAAAGGUCACGACCUUAGGGGCUUCUCUCCAGGUCUACCUGCUGAACACCGUGAUCAUCUGUAACCAUAGCAACCAGGUUCAUGGGACCCAGGACUGGAUUCUUGCUGAACCUCUUUGCUACUCAAAACCUGCUGAACAUCUUUGUCCCUCAAUUCCCGACCCUCCCUUUCACUCUCACUCUGGCUGGGUGAUUGCUACUUGCAUUCUCACUGUCAUUGUCGUCAUGUUUGUGGUUCUAUUCAUCUGGUUUUAUCAUCAAAGGAGAAUAAUCCCAGAUUCAAGAGGGAUUGUCAACAAUACAGUUUAUGAAAAUCCUCUGAAGAAAACACCGGCAUCACAUCCGAAGUUGAGCCCACCAGUCUACGCUGCAGAGGGAUGACGUUACUAUGGAAGGAGCUUCACCGGUGUGAGUUGCUGACGAUGUGGGCGUGGCCAGAGAGAUUUUUUUUUAUUUUGAAAAAAACUUUUUUUACAUUAACUAAUAGCCAUAUGUAUACAAAUUAGAUAGGUAUAUAAUAUAAAAUGUAUCUAGUAAUCAGUUUGGACGAUCUGGACUCCGCCGCACUACUCCAGCAUCUAGUUGUCCGCGGGUCGCCCCGCACACGAUCCUCCUCAGCCAGGCUGACGCCUCACUCUGUCCCCGGUUGUGCUCCCCCCUUGUCUGGUAUUUUUUUUUAAUUAGACCGUAUGCAGUAGUAUACGCUGUAUUUAACAUUAUAUAUUAUUAUAUAGAUUUUACAUCCACCAAAAAAUAUUUA